AUGAAGGAAUUAUAUGAAGAAAUUUUUUUAACAUUAGGGAAAAAGGCAAAUACCCUGAAUUAUUUGGUGACGUACUUUGAAGAUUAUACUGAUUGUGAAAGUAACUUACCGACACCAACGAUACCGAUAAACUUUUCAAAAUUUCAUAACUUGAAAUUGUUAAAGAUUUAUAAUUAUUACCUUAGAUUUGAAAAUCAAAUUCAAAGUUCAUGUUAUAAAAAUCUUAGAACCCUUCAAGUAAAUUAUAUUCAAAUCAGCACAACCAUUUGCGUGAUUAAAAACUGCGAAGGGCACCUCAGGAAAAUUUUAGUCAAUUCAUAUGAUAAGUCGGAUAAUUAUUAUGAAGAAUCUCUUCUCCUCAUCCGUACGGUUUAUGAAUAUUGUCCUUUGGUCGAAUAUUUGUCACUCUCAUUUCCAAAAUCAACAAUUCAUUUCGUUGAAUUCGAAAAAUUACUAAAAGCAUGUCUAAAUUUGAAGUCGUUAUUAUUAAAAAUCAAUUGUUAUUAUCACGAUGCAAAAUCGCGUGAGAAGGCAAGUCUUGAAAUAGGAAAAGAAUUAUCAAGAAUAUUAAUAAAAUCAGCACCAGAUAAUUUAAGAGAAAUUAGAUUAACGGAUACGAAUAAGAUUAAAUUUUCAUUGGAAACCUUAGAUGCUUUUUUAGAUAAUUGGAGAGGUCGAACUCCACUUUCGAUAAUUAUUUCAGAUCCUUUAUAUAAAAAAGAAGAAUAUAUGGAAAUCUUAAAUAAGUACAUGGAUGAUGGAGUGAUUAAAGAAUUUAAAAUUGGUUAUAGCGCGUGUUGGUCGUAUUUGUCGUUUGAAGAUUAA
Funneliformis mosseae is the source of this 825-nucleotide messenger RNA. Lineage: Eukaryota; Fungi; Glomeromycota; Glomeromycetes; Glomerales; Glomeraceae. The record is from the annotation of a GenBank genome assembly.